AUGGGGAAGCAGCCCACUCUCCGUUCAACAUCGCGCCGUGUGACUAUGACAGUCCUCCGUAGCUCUGGUCUACAUACUUCUUCAGCUGGACUCACUCGUAUUCGCCGUGAUCGCCUUGAAGCUGAAUGCUUGAGAGAACAACAAGCCCAUGAUCAGCGCCUUUUGCUUGCCGCUGAGGCUGCUAUUGAAACAGGAACUGUGUUUGAUGCCGACAACUUCCAUGACACCUUGCAGGACAAUUUCGAUUCGACAGCGCACAAUUUCAAAGACUAUGACAGCGAUACCAGUACCAGGAGCGAUAGCAGUGGGGCCAGACCACUCCGAUCAACUGAAGAGAAUCUUUUCUCUUCAUAUGGACUCCUGCGAUUGAACACCAGCUGUAAUCGACGCCGUAACGACCAGCGCACACGGGAGGCACGCAAUGCAAAUAUGCAUGCAGCCUGGAGUGCUCAGAUACGAGCGCUCGCGGAUGCCUAUCUUCAUUGGAAACAUGGCCCUCGCAACAACACAAAUGCAGAGGGCCGUCAACCAGUACACCACUUCCACGUCAGCAAGAUUGAUGUGUUCGAUUAUCAUCCAGUUUGUGAGAUUGCGCAAAAUCACGAGGAAACAGCCAACAUAGCAUUAUUGCAAGUUGGCCUCCUUGGGUGCUCUCCUACGACUCCAACAGUUGUGAUCACUCUACAAUGUCUCGAACUUUACCAUCAGCUUCGACGUCGACAGUUGUCAUUCAGUAUCCAGGCCUUCAUGAAAGUAUUAUGUGCAUUACACAACGUCACAUAUAUCAAAUCAUUCCGUGAACAAUUUGCAAUUGCUUUUGAUGUCUAUCUUGCUAUCAUUCGCGAGGUUCAAUCACGCAUUGAUGUGGCGCUCAGCCAAUCUGACCCUGACUGGCGGCUUCGCAACAGCUGCCCUGCAUGUACCUUCAAGCAACCUGAUGAAGUUGCCUUAUUUCCCGCAUCUCUCAGGGCUAUGGACGGCAACAAUUCUGUGAAACGAAUGGAUAAUGUAGGCUUCACUGACCGCCGAAUUUAUCCAAGUAGGUAUAUGAUCGCGUCUUCUGACGUGGAUAGAUUUAAAGAUGAUGUACGCUUACGUCCUGGUGAACGGAGUGCUGCCAAUCAGCCCGACCAACUGAACAAUUCUCUUACUUGCACAGAUAAUUGGCAAGCAGCAAAUUCUGCGUCUGGGAGCGAGAACACCAUCCGCAUAUUCGAGCAGAUGGGAAUAUUUUUAUCUGCAUGUCGCCAUGGAAUUAUUCAGACUCUUACAGAAAUGAGGUGCAGUGGAGAGCUGGCAAAGUACCCACUGGCAACAAUUAAUAAACUAAUUGAUGUGUUUAGCGACCACCUUGGCAUUGGUAGUGACAUCGGAUGUAGUCUCAGGAAAACGGUUGCUGCAAGCUCAAUUCGAGAGAAAGCUGCUGAUCAUCAUCUUAUCCUUGCCGUCAAUGCAUUUCAUGGCCACGCGCACAAUCGCAAGUGCCAGCUGCAACAUCACCCUCUUUACCUUCAUGGAUUUGGGCUCGAGGACUUGGAAACAUGCGAGCGUGUGUUCGCAGCCUCUAACGCUGCAGCGCCACUUAUACGUCAUGCUUCGCAUUUCCAUUACGUUCAGUUCCUGGAGCUUCAUUUCGACCAGUGGGAUAUCGAUAAGUACCUUGAACUUAGCCGGUUUAUUCUGAAUAAUUACAAGCAAGCGCUAACUGUGAUUUCCGACUACACCAAGGAACUUGAAGCUUAUCACGCAACAUUCCCUGGGGAGGGACUUGAUUUUGAAAGUUGGAUUGCGGAAGAAUUCGCUUAUCUGGAAGCUGUGGCCGUAGAGCCUGCACAGGAUGCUACUGCAGUCGAUCUCAGGAGUAUAUCAAAACACUGGAAUACAGCCGAAAGCUGUCAAUUUAUUCGUGCUAUCGAAGAUCUUGAAGGUCUCGUUGUGCAACGCAUGUUCGAGCUAUCUAAGGCAAAUCUCGCAUCCACAGGCUACAAACUUCGGAAACAGAUCUCCAAAGCCAUCGUGAAGCGUUCUGGUGCUGAUCCGAUCAGCGCUCGACAAAUACAACAAGCUCGCUCUCUCUCAAAACCCCCAACGGCCUACCCUUCAAUACACCAUGGAGCAAAGGCAUCCAUCGCGAAGAUGACGAAUAAGUAUUUCAAAAUCAUUCGUGCGCAGGAAGAAAUAACUCGACUGAAUGUUGAAAUACAACGCCUGCAGGCAUGGGUUGACAUGGAGGAUUCUGAUAUCGAACGGACGGCUACAGAACUCGAUUCGACGGAUACACGACUUGCUGCAGAGUUGUGGUUACUGUACCAUCGUCAACACCGGAUUAACGAUGUGCAUCGCAACUGCCUUGCACGCAUAUAUAGCUUACCAGGUUACACCGGUUCUAUCCCCUUGCAAGUGAACACAGUGGUCGCUGGCAGUGAGAAUGAGGAGGAAUAUGAUCCAAUGUUAGAAGGCGAGGCGUCGGCACGGUUCGAGUCCUGUAUUCAGCAGAUUUCACAGUGA
Molecule: messenger RNA, 2508 nt
Organism: Suillus clintonianus
Lineage: Eukaryota; Fungi; Basidiomycota; Agaricomycetes; Boletales; Suillaceae
Exons: 11
Coding region: 1-2508 (835 amino acids)
Source: RefSeq, a predicted model, not a curated record